This is a messenger RNA of Osmia lignaria (orchard mason bee), 2051 nucleotides long. Its product is annotated as caspase-1. Lineage: Eukaryota; Metazoa; Arthropoda; Insecta; Hymenoptera; Megachilidae. Gene Ontology annotation, molecular function: cysteine-type endopeptidase activity. Gene Ontology annotation, biological process: apoptotic process; proteolysis; positive regulation of neuron apoptotic process. The record is from RefSeq and is a predicted model, not a curated record. Gene Ontology annotation, cellular component: cytoplasm.
AUAUGGCACUAAAGUGUCUAACUUUACACGCUCAUAACUAAAGUUAAGACUUGCAUUUUUGGAUUCUACACAUCAAAAACUAUAGAUUAAAAAAAAGGUCCAAAAUUUUGGGUCCAGUAAAGUACAGUUUACCCGCCAAUGCAAUUAUUAUACUGACUGUGCUAUUUGCAUGUAGACUUGUAUAGACCUAAUUUUAUCUAAGGGUAUCUGAGACCCCCUGAAAUCAUAACCCCACGAGGAUAAAGGCAUGUCAAUCUUUAUGUAUCUGUAGUCACUGUCUGUAGUGUGCGUCAUAUUUACGUUUCACUGCACCAGUAAACUACUGUGAUUAAUAUUUUUACAACGAAAUUGUUCCUUGCGGAGAGCAUUUUCAAAUUAAAGUCAUGUGUACCAUGGAAGGUGAUCUUGUAAAUGAUAGCAUUAUACAUAGUAAUGAUGUUGGAGAUGCGUUCGGAUGUUCCAGAAAUACUGUCAGUCCACUUGUGGGUCCCUUACAAAUAGCACCCACAGAACGUUAUGACACACAUUACAACAUGAAUCAUGCUAAACGUGGACUAGCUAUGAUUUUUAAUCAUGAAUUUUUCACUGUUACACAUCUUAAACCGAGAUGUGGAACAAAUGUGGAUUGUGAUAAUCUUGUUAAUACAUUGAAAAGUCUUGGUUUUGAAGUAAAUGAUUUUCAUAAUUCAACUCAUAGAGAUAUAGUGAAAAAUUUAGAAAGAGUUUCUGGUAUGGAUCACUCUCAACACGACUGUCUAAUUGUAGCUGUUUUAAGCCAUGGAGAAUUAGGAUUACUUUACGCUCAUGAUACUCCUUAUAAGCCUGAUUCCAUUUGGGCUCAUUUUACAGCUGAUAAAUGUCCUACACUUGCUGGAAAACCAAAGUUAUUUUUUAUACAAGCCUGCCAAGGAGAUAGAUUAGAUAGUGGUGUAACAUUAAAGGAACGUACAGAAACUGACGGUCAACCAGCUUCAACAUUCCGUAUACCAAGUCAAGCUGACUUUUUAAUUGCUUAUUCAACAAUACCAGGUUACUAUUCAUGGAGAAAUACCACUCGCGGCUCAUGGUUCAUGCAAGCAUUAUGCAUGGAAUUACGUGAAAACGGUACUCGCUACGAUUUAUUAACUUUGCUGACUUUUGUUUGUCAAAGAGUCGCUCUUGAUUUUGAGUCAAAUACUCCGGACAAUAUUACUAUGCAUCAACAGAAACAAAUUCCAUGCAUUACCUCGAUGUUAACUCGUUUAGUGAAAUUUACACCUCCAAAAAAUGGAAUUGUAUAGCUGUUUUAUAUACAAAAGAAUUUAUAAAGUGCAAUACAGAUUGCACAGUGUGUAUCUGUAUGGUACAAGUCACACCAUUGUUGGAAGUUAUAUUCUAAUAUGUUACCUGUACAAUUUCUAUUUGGUGUGACUGAAAAUGUAUUGCAUUUAAAUGAUAGCAUUUAUUUUACACAAACUGCCAUUAUAUUAUGCAACAUUUGCACUACAAGAUAAUAUAUUAUAGCAAUACUACUUAUUAGAUUUUAUGCUGCAUACAACUUUUAUACUAAGCUAAGAAGAAGUCUUACAAGUCAUAUAUGUUUUGUAAGGUUUAUACCUGUACUAGAAAUUUAUAAUGAUCAAAUUUUUAAAUGUAACUCUUAAUUAUUUUUAAAUGAUUAGAAAGCUGCAUAGAAUGAGUGUAAUAGUGGUCAUAUAACAUUAUAUUAUGAUAAUAUUCAACACAUUACAAAUAAGAUACAGAGUAAGUACAAAUGAAAAGUAAAGUUAAGAAAAAAAAGAACAUUAUAAAUAUAGUAAAAUUGAUUGCCUUUGUGAUUGCUGCUUUAUGAACAAAAUUUUAUAAGUAAUUUGUAUACUAUCUAUGCAAUUUCAAUAUCAUAUUUAAAAAAAUGGUAUUUUUUCAUUAUUGUGAUGCAAGCAACGUAAGACGAAUUAUCUACUUAAUGACUACUACAUUGUACAAAGUCAGAAGGACAAAACUUGUGUCUUUUUGCAACAAGCAAUAGUCGUUUUAUAUAAAAAAAAAAAAACUAAAAUAUUUUCAACUUA